This is a messenger RNA of Coregonus sp. 'balchen', 11276 nucleotides long. The record is from the annotation of a GenBank genome assembly. Lineage: Eukaryota; Metazoa; Chordata; Actinopteri; Salmoniformes; Salmonidae.
AUGGCAGAAGCUCACCAGGCCGUGGCCUUCCAAUUCACCGUUGGGCCCGAUGGCAUUGACAUGCAGCUGUGCCACGAGGCCCUGCGCCAGAUCUACCUCUCAGGCAAGCACUCCUGGAAGAAGAGGUUCAUACGCUUCAAGGUGAGGGGAUGCAAUUAACUAAUUAGUCAAUUAAGGCUAAUCAGGGCUCAAGACUAACUUUUUCCCCAGUUGGCACUGAUGCCACUAACAUUUUUACAAAAAUGUUGUCACGGCGUCACGCAAUAGAAAACAUUUGUAAUAAUCUUAUGAAGUAAUCACAGUGCUAGUAUGAUUCAAAAAUAUAUAUAUAUAUAUAUAUAUAUAUAUAAUCAUCAAACAUGUCCAAGCAGCAAUGCAUGACACAAUAUAUUUUGAUGUGCAACCUAAACUAGUGAUUGUCAUGAAUAUUGGGUUGACAAUUAGUAUUUUGUUGCUAUAUUUUACUCUCAAAAUAUGACCCAUGAAUUUCUGAGAUAUUUUGUUCAGUAGAGAUAUAUAUAUUUUUUGUGUAUUGAUAUCACAUAGGCUAAUUUGGGGCUAAUUCACCAUCUGAGGAAGUGGAAACUUAAAACGCAUUAGCUAGAUUGCUAAAUAUAAUAUGCUACUAGCUAGCAAUGUAAUUGAUUCAUUUAACAGUAAAUGUAAUGUCCUAAAAAACUUGGCAGAACACCACCCAAUGAUGUCUAUAUAGGCCUAUGCAAUCACCGCGAAUUGCAGAUGCGCGCUUCCCGCGCUCCGUAUAUCUCAAAGCCAUAAGCUACCACUUCGGUUUAAAAUGGUGCUAAAACACUCAAUAUUGAGUGUUGAGAAGAAAAUGUAAUCUAUGGUAACUUUGAUAAUUGAUACUUGAAUAACACAAAAUAAAUUGACCAUGAGUUUCCAGUGAAUAGACCAUAUCGUUUAAGAGAAAAUAGACUCAUUCAUGAAAAAAGCAUCUAAUCAACAAUGGCAUUAUUUUAAAUUAACUCUGCAACUCUUCCAACUAUUGACAUUUUUCACAACUGCCACUAGUUUGGCGCUAAAACAUUUACAACAAAGAAACAGUAAAAAAAAUAUAUAAAGGAUAUUUCAUGAUGAAAUCCUCAUACUGUAUUAAACGCCAAUGGUAUUCACUAAGUUGAUGGUUUAUAAUUAUUUGAUCAUUUUAUAUAUUUUACAUGUGAUAAGGCCACACAGAGGGCAAGAGAUAAUUACAGACACCUGUGAUAAUCUGAAGUACCCAAAAGGGCCACUAGAUGUCUUCUGAUAAAUUACAUAAAAUACUUGAAAGUUACCAAAAUUCUGGUAGUUUACUGGUAAAAUUCAAAAGUUUCCAGUAAUAUACCCUCCCUUUGCAACCCUAGGCUUACCUGUUCCUGAAAAAACUCAUUUCUGGGGGGAAACAGAUAAACCUAAGGACUUUUUGCCGAAUAAGUCCGCAUUCUAGGAGGCCAUUGCAUUCAAUAUUGGGGAAAGGGGAUACCUAGUCAGUUGCACAAAUGAAUGCAUUCAACCAAAAUGUGUCUUCCACAUUUAACCCAACCCCUCUGAAUCUGAGAGGUGCGGGAGGGCUGCCUUAAUCAACGUCCACGUCAUCAGUGCCAAGGGAGACGUUUUUGGGGGUUAACUGCCUUGCUCAAGGGCAGAACAGCAGAUCUUUCCACCUUGCUGGCUCGGGAAUUCGAACCAGCGUCCUUUCGGUUGCUGGCCCAACGCUCCUAAUCACUUGGCUACCUGCGAGAGGAAGUGAGAGUGGCUCGCUUGCCAGUGAAACAGGCAAAGAGACAGGGCAGACACUUUCAUUGCAAGAAUCUGGAUAUUGCACUUAAUAGUUUGCUCAAAUCACGGUUUUACCCGCUCAAAAAAUAGAACGUUUUGAGUGAAGUGAUUAGCUAAAAUGUGUGGAUGUAAAUUCACUGUUUGCUGCCCCUUAGUUUGAUCUUUAUUAGUUUGAGAUACAACAAUAGUUAUCUUUGUCAAGUUACUACUGAACCCAUAUGACCCACACAUAAGCACAUGUCAGUGUUAGUGACUGUUCCCAUUCUAUACAGUAUGCGUGCGUUUCACCUUAUCUGUUUGCAAAGCACACUCUUGUAUCAGAACUCAGGAUAAGACCCAGAUGCAGACAGCUAGAAUCACAGAUGUUUAUUGACCAAACAGGGGGCAGGCAAAAGACAGGUCAGGGGCAGGCAGAGGUCCGUAAUCCAGGGCAGAGUCAGUAAGGUACAGAACGGCAGGCAGGCUCGGGGUCAGGGCAGGCAGAAUGGUCAGAACCGGGGAAGCUAGGAAACAGAACUUGAGAAAACAGGAAGACGGGAAAGCACGCUGGUAAGACCUGAAAAGACAAGACGAACUGGCAACAGACAAACAGAGAACACAGGUAUAAAUGCACAGGGGAUAAUGGGGAAGAUGGGCGACACCUGGAGGGGGGUGGAGACAAGCACAAAGACAGGUGAAACCGAUAAGGGUGUGACACUCUUGAGUCAUUAAAAACCCACUCUCUACAUAGCAGCCUACAACGUUUGCUGUGUAAUGUUGAAUGUGAAAGUGCUGAAUUGUAUUUAUGUGGCCCAUUUUUACCUAGCCUGGUCCCAGAUCUGUUUGCCAAACCUCAUGCCAACAACAACCAUAGUAGUUGACUACAUACAGCACAAACAUAUCUGGGACAAGGCUUCUUUUCACCAGGAUAUGCUUAUACAGUAGUUCCCUCGGACCCCAAUGUAAAUGUGAUCUUAUUGCCAAUUAAAUGGGUUGUUGUAAUGCUCAUUGUUCUCCCCAACCGUAAUGCCCUUUUAAUCCUGCAUAUAUUCCUUCCCUCCAUAGAACGGGGUCAUGACUGGCGUGUACCCAGGCAGCCCAUCUGGGUUUUUGGUGGUGGUGGUGAGUUACAUGUCGGGCACUAAAUAUGCCCAGCUAGACCCCUCCCUGGGACUCAUCACCAAACUGGGCACCCACAUACCCAUCAGGUAAUUAUAAUAUAAUAUAAUAUUCCAUUUAGCAGACACUUUUAUCCAAAGCGACUUACAGUCAAUGGUAGUAGUAGGGCACUGCCAUCUAAUAAUAACCCUGUCCACCAGGUCUGUUUACAAGGACAGAUGUCUUUGGGUAACACUUUCUAAACCACCCCAGCGGUCAAAACUGGGUGAAAUUAUGUUGUUACAACCAGAAACUAGUUCAAAUGACGUUAUUAUGAUGUAAUUUCAACAAUUUUUGCCCGCUGGGACUAUGAACUCUAUGAACCACCUAUGUGUUAUUAUGCAUUAAGUAUGCAUUAAUAAAUGUGUUUAUUCAUUUCUAUGCACUGUUCAAGAAACACUAGUAUAAAUGCAUUAUACACAGGUUGUUGAAGGAAGUGGAACCCCUUGGUUUAUAAGGUGUCUACAGGGCUUAAACCAUAUUUUCAAUGGAUCCAUGUACAGCAGGGUUGUCAAACUCAUUCCAUGGAGGGCCUAGUGUCUGCUGGUUUUUGGUUUUUCCUUUCAAUUAAGACCUAGACAACCGGUUGAGGGGAGUUCCUUAUUAAUUAGUGACCUUAAUUAAUCAAUCAAGUACAAGGGAGGAGUGAAAAUACCCGCAGACACUCGGCCCUCCAUGGAAUGAGUUGGACACGUGAUAUACAGUAACUGUGUUGCAAGCAGUAGAUUUAAAUCAGAGAGGGAGGUCACUCAGGGCUCCCUCCACCUGCUCUUCAUGCCAUUACCUAAACUGACAUGGAUUAACAGGCACAUUCAUUCUGGAAUGGUUCUCUGGAAAGCUUUGGAAUGGGUUGGAAGUCUUUUCCGAACAACCCUGGUAUUUAGAGUGCAGGUUUUUACAUUUUAAUCCAGCAUUAUGGCUCUGAUGGCUCAGUUGGUUGAAACAUGGUGCUUAGAACACUACAUUUGUGUGUUUGAUUCCCACAUGGGCCACAUACUGAAUAUACAGUGGGGAAAAAAAGUAUUUAGUCAGCCACCAAUUGUGCAAGUUCUCCCACUUAAAAAGAUGAGAGAGGCCUGUAAUUUUCAUCAUAGGUACACGUCAACUAUGACAGACAAAAUGAGAAAAGAAAAUCCAGAAAAUCACAUUGUAGGAUUUUUAAUGAAUUUAUUUGCAAAUUAUGGUGGAAAAUAAGUAUUUGGUCAAUAACAAAAGUUUCUCAAUACUUUGUUAUAUACCCUUUGUUGGCAAUGACACAGGUCAAACGUUUUCUGUAAGUCUUCACAAGGUUCACACACACUGUUGCUGGUAUUUUGGCCCAUUCCUCCAUGCAGAUCUCCUCUAGAGCAGUGAUGUUUUGGGGCUGUCGCUGGGCAACACGGACUUUCAAUUCCCUCCAAAGAUUUUCUAUGGGGUUGAGAUGUGGAGACUGGCUAGGCCACUCCAGGACCUUGAAAUGCUUCUUACGAAGCCACUCCUUCGUUGCCCGGGCGGUGUGUUUGGGCUCAUUGUCAUGCUGAAAGACCCAGCCACGUUUCAUCUUCAAUGCCCUUGCUGAUGGAAGGAGGUUUUCACUCAAAAUCUCACGAUACAUGGCCCCAUUCAUUCUUUCCUUUACACGGAUCAGUCGUCCUGGUCCCUUUGCAGAAAAACAGCCCCAAAGCAUGAUGUUUCCACCCCCAUGCUUCACAGUAGGUAUGGUGUUCUUUGGAUGCAACUCAGCAUUCUUUGUCCUCCAAACACGACGAGUUGAGUUUUUACCAAAAAGUUCUAUUUUGGUUUCAUCUGACCAUAUGACAUUCUCCCAAUCCUCUUCUGGAUCAUCCAAAUGCACUCUAGAAAACUUCAGACGGGCCUGGACAUGUACUGUCCAGGCCCGUCUGUACUGCUUAAGCAGGGGGACACGUCUGGCACUACAGGAUUUGAGUCCCUGGCGGCGUAGUGUGGUACUGAUGGUAGGCUUUGUUACUUUGGUCCCAGCUCUCUGCAGGUCAUUCACUAGGUCCCCCUGUGUGGUGCUGGGAUUUUUGCUCACCGUUCUUGUGAUCAUUUUGACCCCACGGGGUGAGAUCUUGCAUGGAGCCCCAGAUCGAGGGAGAUUAUCAGUGGUCUUAUAUGUCUUCCAUUUCCUAAUAAUUGCUCCCACUGAUGAUUUCUUCAAACCAAGCUGCUUACCUAUUGCAGAUUCAGUCUUCCCAGCCUGGUGCAGGUCUACAAUUUUGUUUCUGGUGUCCUUUGACAGCUCUUUGGUCUUGGCCAUAGUGGAGUUUGGAGUGUGACUGUUUGAGGUUGUGGACAGGUGUCUUUUAUACUGAUAACAAGUUCAAACAGGUACCAUUAAUACAGGUAACGAGUGGAGGACAGAGGAGCCUCUUAAAGAAGAAGUUACAGGUCUGUGAGAGCCAGAAAUCUUGCUUGUUUGUAGGUGACCAAAUACUUAUUUUCCACCAUAAUUUGCAAAUAAAUUCAUUAAAAAUCCUACAAUGUGAUUUUCUGGAUUUUGUUUUCUCAAUUUGUCUGUCAUAGUUGACGUGUACCUAUGAUGAAAAUUACAGCCCUCUCUCAUCUUUUUAAGUGGGAGAACUUGCACAAUUGGUGGCUGACUAAAUACUUUUUUCCCCCACUGUAUACUAACACACACACACACACACACACACACACACAAUUUAACAAAUAAACUAAUCAUCAAGAAACAGGUGUGUUAGUUAGUGCUGAACUAGCCCAAAAUCUAUCCAGGAGUAUGGUUGGGGACCAUUGUGUCAGAGAGAUAUUCACCUGUCUCACCAUUUUCACAACCAAGAGGGCAUGUACUCACCCAGUUCCCCUCUUUGUGACAUCACCCUAGUGUCAGAGUUGAGUCCAGUGGUCCAGAAAUAUUGUAAAACCACCGAUAUGGUUCACCCAUAGAUUUGACAUACAUAGUCACACACUGAACAUGUAUUCCUUCAGGCCCUAAUAUUUGUGUUUGCAUAACAUUGUGCUAGUGUUGUCACAGUACAGUAUCACAAUACUCGAUUUUCCAUGACAAAAAAAGAAAACAAGAAGCAGAUUGAACUCUAUGGUCCUUUGAGAACCUGUUUUAUACCAAAUAUUUUGUGCUAUAGCUUAGAAAGUAAACAAAUCAAUUUGGGUGACAGCAUAAGGCUGUUAGUUUUCAACAUUAGGACUGUUUUGCUUCAAUCUGCUUCAUUUUUUGUUUCCUUGCCGUGAUAUAAAUACCGUGAUACUCAGUGUCAUCUAUUUUGACAACAUUACAUUGUGCUUUUUUUUUUUCAACGCUUGCAUGUAUGUGGCUUGCUGCUCUUGUUCUGAUCAAUAUUAUCAUACAUUAUCUAUAAGAUGGUUAGCCUCCUUAAAGAUAGGUCUAUAGGGCAGCAUUGAGAUAAGGUGUGCAUAGCGCAAGCUUUUGUUGAGACAAAAUUCCAUGUAGACAUUGUCUUGUUAUAUUGCAUAUAAUAACAAUUCACACUGUACAUGGGCCCAUGGUGCGCCCAUUGUCAUAGAUUCCGUGGAAAUGUUUUCUGGUUUAGCACUGGUUGGUAUUUUGAUUGAUUGCAGUGAAUUUCAUUUUAUUGUGUAUAACCAACCGCCUAUUGUAAAACUUCAAAGGAUUUAGCAGGUCAUCUAGAUAUUCUGUGUACCAAAAUCUCCCUCCAACUCCUUAUCAACAACAGUUACCCCAUAAAACUCCUAGCUGUUAUAGGGAAGCAAAAACUCAAGCAUAAUUUAUUCCACUACAGAUAAAAUGUAUCAUCUUCAUCAAUCAUAUUUUUAAAAUGAGGUUUUGAGUCUGGCCAGGUUUUUAACAUUAUCAUUUUUAGGUUGUUUCAUAGCCUACAUAUUGCCUGAUGUUGUCAUGUCUGCAGGUACAUGUUUAUUUUGACCAUCAAUUCAAAUACACACUUAGCAAUGCCCUCCAACCAAUGGAUGUUAAGGGUUCCACGUCCAGGUUCCAUUACCCCUCUUCCUGAAUCCCUGUGUCCUUGUCACGUGCAGAGGACAACUUAUCACAUGCAUUAGUGCUCUCUCUCUCUCUCUCUCUCUCUCUCUCUCUCUCUCUCUCUCUCUCUCUCUCUCUCUCUCUCUCUCUCUCUCUCUCUCUCUCUCUCUCUCUCUCUCUCUCGAGUUCGCUCGCUCGCUCUCUUUCUCCUUCUCUUUUACUCACUUUCUCUCUCUCUUUCUCUCUCUCUUUAGUGGGUAUACAGGGUCGUAUUCAUUAGAAUUCACGUAGCAAAACAUUUUGCAGCGGAAAACAAAAAUGAGUGUUUCUUAUUGGACAACUCUUAUUGGAGUGCCUCCCUGUUUCACUAUGUUUCUGACCAUUUUCUUCCGUUUCAUGCCUACUGAACACGGCCCUGGUUGUACAAAACCAGCAGUAUUCCUGUCAGGCAGUUUCUGACCCUGUCUCAAUUCAAUAUAAUUCAAUUCAAAGGGCUUUAUUGGUAUGGAAAAUGUUACCACAUACAUUGCAAAAGCAAGCAUAUAGAAACAUUAAGUCAGUGGUGACGGAAAUACAUAAUAAGAAAAAUAAUACUCAAUGAACAAUAGUGAUUAACAGGACAACACAGUAAUGAUGUCUCUUUCUCUCUCUCUCUCUCCCUGUGCAGUCCGUACAUGUUGGAAGACAGCCAGCGGGUGGUGGGUGGGGUGCUGGUGGGCACGGGCCUGUGGGUCACCAUCAUCUUCAUCAUGAGGAACGCCCUCAAGUGCCUGCUGUCGUGGCACGGCUGGAUGUACAACCGCCACGGAUCUGUCUCCUGGGGCACGCAACUCUGGAUAGUGAGUUCAGAACUACGCUAGGCACAUAAUUCUUACUUGUUGAGGUGUUUCAUAACAAUAAGUCUAGUUACGUUUGAGUCAGGUGUAGAUACCUUAGAUACCAAAUAAAUACAAGGUUUAUAGGAACAUCUACCUUCACUAUGUUCCAUUUUAUCCCAUCUCUGUGCAGUAAACCUUUGUUACAAUGUUGACAUUCCUUCUAAAUCUUAGUUGUUUUGAUUCUUGAGAACUAGGAAGGUUUGCUGUUAGAAUAGAUCACAUCAAGAACCCAACUAGCUUCUGCUGUUUUAAAAUCGGCACUUUGCCACUUUUUUUUUUGUGUGUGUAUUUUACCCUCUUUUUCUCCCCAAUUUCGAUCUUGUCUCAUCACUGCAACUCCCCAACGGGCUCGGGAGAGGCGAAGGUCGAGUCAUGUGUCCUCCGAAACAUGACCCGCCAAACCGCGCUUCUUAACACCCGCCCUGCUUAACCCAGAAGCCAGCUGCACCAAUGUGUCGGAGGAAACACUGUUCAACUGACAACCAAAGUCUGCCUGCAGGCGCCUGGCCUGCCACAAGGAGUCGCUAGAGCGCGAUGAGCCAAGUAAAGCCCCACCGGCCAAACCCUCCCCUAACCUAAUAAUAAUAAUAAUAUGCCAUUUAGCAGACGCUUUUAUCCAAAGCGACUUACAGUCAUGCGUGCAUACAUUUUUUUUUUUUUGUGUAUGGGUGGUCCCGGGGAUCGAACCCACUACCUUGGCGUUACAAGCGCCGUGCUCUACCAGCUGAGCUACAGAGGACCACAACCUGGGCCAAUUGUGCGUCGCCCUUUGGGAUUCCCGGUCACGGCCGGUUGUGACACAGCCUGGGAUCGAACCCGGGUCUGUUGUGACGCCUCAAGUACUGCGAUGCAGUGCCUUAGACCGCUGCGCCACUCGGGAGACCGCUUCGCCACUUUUUAACCUCAUAUUAAUUAUCUCUAGCACCAUAAGUAUCUACAUAUGAAUAUGAGCUUAUAAAGUGGUGAAGUGCCCCUUUAUUUGCUAGCUUGUCUUCACACACUUCUGAGUAUGUACUUUCUAUGCGGUCCAAACACACCGUUUAACCUUUAUUUUCUUCUCCUGUAGCUAAAUGUGUUCUAACGUGCAUUGGUGUUAGUCUCAACAGUCUAACAUCAAACCACACAUGCCUAGAGAUGCAAUGUAACGUUUUCUGCUAGAGCAGUAGUAAAGAGCCAAUCCAUAAUAAAUAAAAAAAACGGCAGCCCUGGAACUUGGUUUGCUAUAAAACAAAGAGUGAUGAGGCUGGAGAAAUGUAACCGCUCUCAAAUUCAUUAGUAUAGCCUUUGAAUUCAUUAGUAUAUAGCCCUUUAAUCAUUUUUAAAUGAUAGAAAAUGGCUGUAAAAAUCACAAAUUAUGCCUUUAAAACCACUAUUUUCUUGUAGAUUGUUCUUGUGCACUUUGCCUUACAUACAGUAUCCAGGUUGGGAGGUAAAUCACGAAGGUUAAUUUUACUCUUCCCCCUCCACUCCUUUCACCCCUCCUCUCUUCUGCUCUGCUAUGCUGUCGUUCACAGUUAUUUGUCAAGUUGUUCUCUGGCAGGAAGCCAAUGCUGUACAGCUUCCAGAGUUCGCUGCCAAGGCUGCCCGUCCCCCCGGUCAAGGACACCUGCAGAAGGGUGAGUUCAUCCUAUGAUGAUUUCAUAUCCUCUGAUAUCAUAUCCUGCGAUGUCAUAUCAGUUGCUUAGAUUACUGGCCUCUCUGAGGACACCACCACAGUGCAUUCAGAGGAGUUGCUGUUACUCUGAAGCUAAAUUGAUAGUCAGAUAUUUUGGGAAAAUUGUUAAUCACAGAUUCACAUAAAUGAAAGGAAUUUCCAUCAAGUAAUCUGUAAUCAUAGGCUGACACCUCAGAGGUCUCAAUAAGACUCUCUCUUUGCAUCUCAGUCAAUAUGUCAAUAAAGCGCCACUUACCUUUGAAAGGAUAGUUCACUCAAUAACAAUCCUUUAGUAUUUUCUUCAUUAGUCCACUGUUAAUUCAAUUCCUUUGUUUUGUUGUUUGUCAGCAGUCACGUUUUCAAGAUAGACCACUUUCAGUAUAGGGUUGAUGAUGUGUUUUGCAUAUGAUGCAAAUUUGAUUUUGGGAUUGUAUUACCAGUGGACUAAUGAACAAAAUACUAAAAAUAUAGUUUUUUGAGUGAACUAUCCCUUUAAAACAUCCACCCCAAGCCCCCAGUCACAGCUGACCAGACUCCAACGAUGGGUUAUUGGCUUUACAAGCAAAUGCAAUGAUUAUGGCCCGUUAUGGUGAUGAUACUUGACACUAGGUUUCGGUUACACAAAAAGGCGGUUGUGGAAAAAGGAGAGGAAAAGAGCCUUUGCAUCCAGCCGUCGUUCCCUUCUCUUCCUGGUUGAAUGCAUUCAGUUGUGCAACUGACUAGGUAUCCCCUUCCUUUCCCUUUCCUGAGACCGUGUUGCCCCAGGAAGUAAUUGUUUAACUGGCAACCAUACCACCCUCCUCCCUCGUCCGCAUCACCCCCCCGCACUGUGUUAUUUACAUAGAACUCUACAACCCCUCUUUGUUCAUCCCCUUACAUGUGUAUUGUAAAAUGUGGUACACAAAUAGUAUUUUUUUUAACAAUAUAUUUAUUGUCAUAUUUCAAUUUCAAAAAACAACAGAAAACAUAAUAAUAAUGACGUGGUUGAGUUUAAAUAUUGCACCCUAACCUUAUCUCCUUCCUUUCUCUGUGUGUGUCCUCCAGUACUUGGAGUCAGCUCGUCCAUUGAUGGAUGACGAGCAGUAUGUGAGGAUGGAGGGUCUGGCCAAGGAAUUUGAGAAGAACCUGGGCCCAAGACUACAGUGGUACCUCAAGCUCAAGUCCUGGUGGGCCUCCAACUAUGUGAGUCUGUCUGCACCUCCUUGUUUGAUAUAUGGGUUAUAUACAUUCUAAUGCUGUUUAAUGUAGGUUCAUGACUCACUGAAUAAUCUAUAUUAAGAAUAUAUAGAAUAUUCUUUAGCCUAGCGCAGGCUGUAAUCAUCAUGACACAGGGCUUUAUUUCUUUCUUUCCCCCUUUUUCAUAUUUCAUCUCUCUCUUUAUGUCUCUCUCUAUCUCUCUCUCUCACUCUCUCCCUCUUUCUCUCUCUGUCUGUCUUUGUCUCUCUCUCUCUUUCGUUCUCUCUCUCUCAGGUCAGUGAUUGGUGGGAAGAGUACAUCUACCUUCGGGGUCGUGGGCCCAUCAUGGUCAACAGUAACUACUACGCCAUGGUAAGACAUCUCUCACCUAGCAGUGGGUUGUGUGAGAUUCCCUUCCAAAAGUGUUGUUAAGGGUGAAUUUACCCAAGUAAAUGUGUGUAUUGACUAUAUUGAACAUGUCUGAAUGUGAGUAUGCUGUAACUCUGUACUGUAGUUGUGAGUAUAGACAGACAGAAUGUAGUAGACACGACAGAGCUGUAGGUAUUUGUAUGGAGCCUUGUCCACUGUUCUAUAUCUGUUGUGCAUAACGUUUCACAUGCUCAUCACAAGGCAGUCUCUGUCUUAUGCAAUGUAAUGGAUGAAUGGUUUGUGCCUCUCGAGUUCCCGUCUCCAGAUUGUUGCCCUAACCUAA